Messenger RNA from Cornus florida, 776 nucleotides. RefSeq lists its product as uncharacterized. The record is from RefSeq and is a predicted model, not a curated record. NCBI's taxonomy places the organism in Eukaryota, Viridiplantae, Streptophyta, Magnoliopsida, Cornales, Cornaceae. The transcript has a single exon. The coding region runs from base 154 to 582 and encodes 142 amino acids.
UCUUCCUAGUCCGUGUAUAUUAGUCAAAUACGUAUGAGCCCAACCUUUCUGAAUUUGUAAUGUAGUCUUUCCAGAAAGACAAAGUCAAACUAUGCAUGUGUCAGUGUAUACAUAUAUAUACACAUAUAUAUCUAUAUAUAUAAAGCAACACAUAUGCUAACUAGUCUCAAUAACCCCAUCACCAUUGACCAUUUCAUCUCUAGCUCACGAAGCUUUACAAACUCGUACCUUCUUCAGCUAACAAUGCAAAGAAUCCCUAAUAAACAAGCCUAUGAGAAGCUCCAGCUUCUGACAAGGGCGUCAUCGAUGGCCGGAGACAGGACCGGCACGAGUCGGGGUUGCCAGAACGGUAGUGUGGCGUCUCCUAGGCCUCUUAACAUGUACAGACGCUCAUCGUCCCAUAAUUCAAGGGUGGUUCAGAGUAUCCGUCACGUGGUGCCGCCUACCGGUAGGUUGAGAAGGCGUUACGCCGGCAAAGAGGUUGUGAAGAGGGCUUUGACACCACCAAUCCGUCAGCCGACCCGGCGGUGGUGGGACUUCCGGCCAACGCCUAGCCGCCUCUCGACCAUGUCCACGGCUUAAGUAUUUUAGUCGAUUUACCAAUAUUCUACAAUUGCAAAGAGAGAUUUUGUAAAUUAAGCAGUGGUUCCAAAUUUGUUUGUACAUCAUUUAUAAAUGAAAUUGGUUAUUUUUUAAGUUUGUGUUUUGUUCAUCAUACAUUGCAAGUCAAUAAUUAGAUGAAAUCAUAAGCCACUUCAUUGCUACUAUUCUGGAUU